AUGGCCAUGCCGCAUGCUAUGACCACAUCCCUGUGCCGACCGGCCUGGCGGCCGCGGCUCCGCACGCUGCUGCUCGACGCGGCCCUGCUCUACCUGGCGCUGCCCUUCCUCAUCCGCCUCUUCCCCGCGCUGCUCACCAAGUUCGUCUUCCUCAACUUCCUCGCCUUCCCCUUCUUCGUGGACCUGCGGCGCCCGGAGCUGCUGCUCAACAACACGGUCAGCUUCUACCUCACCACCGAGCCCGGCGUCACCGUGGGCGUCUGGCACACGGUGCCGGGCCGCCGGGCGGCCGAGGCCCGCGGCAAGGACGGCGCCUGGUUCGAGGCGGCGCUGGGGGACGCCCAUCCCGUUAUCAUCUACCUGCACGGCAACGGGGGCACCAGGGCAGCGAGUCACCGAGUGCAGUUCAUGAAGCUCAUGGGCGCUGCCGACUUCCACAUCCUGGCCCUGGACUACCGAGGCUACGGCGACUCCAGCAGCCACCCCUCCGAGAGCGGCUUCACCACCGACGUCCUGGCCCUCUACGACUGGGCGAAGGCGCGGAGCGGCGACAGCCCCAUCAUCUUCUGGGGACACUCGCUGGGAACGGGGAUAGCCACAAACGCUGCCAGGAAGCUGCAGGAAGACAGAGGGGUGCAGGUUGACGCCGUGGUGCUGGAGUCGCCCUACACCAACAUCCGCGACGCAGCCGCCCACGUGCCCAUCACCAAGAUCUACCGCCAGUUCCCGGGAUUCGAGUACCUCAUCCUGGACUCCAUGGCGCGGGGCGGCAUGUUCUUCCGCAGCGACGAGAACGUGAAGGUGCUGUCGUGCCCGCUGCUCAUCCUGCACGCCGAGGACGACGCGGUGCUGCCGCCGCAGCUCGGCCGCCAGCUCUUCGAGGCGGCGCGCGGCGCCUACGCAGACAAGGCCAAGGUGAAGCUCGUCACCUUCCCCGAGGAGCUGGGCCUGGGCCACGACUACAUCUCCUCCAACCCCGAGCUGCCCGCCCUGGUCAAGGACUUCUUGAACAUCAAGUGAUGCCCAGGGACCAACAAGCACACAAGCUUCACCAGCCGCUCCAAGGACGCAUCAUGGCACUGAAUCUCCUUCUGAAUGCAAUAAAAACCAAACUACUGAGAA
Nothoprocta perdicaria is the source of this 1122-nucleotide messenger RNA. It is a transcript of the gene ABHD12B, whose product is annotated as abhydrolase domain containing 12B. The record is from RefSeq and is a predicted model, not a curated record. Gene Ontology annotation, molecular function: monoacylglycerol lipase activity; phosphatidylcholine lysophospholipase A1 activity. The transcript is spliced from 13 exons. Gene Ontology annotation, biological process: monoacylglycerol catabolic process; phosphatidylserine catabolic process. Gene Ontology annotation, cellular component: endoplasmic reticulum membrane. The coding region runs from base 1 to 1020 and encodes 339 amino acids. Lineage: Eukaryota; Metazoa; Chordata; Aves; Tinamiformes; Tinamidae.